Molecule: messenger RNA, 348 nt
Organism: Meloidogyne enterolobii
Lineage: Eukaryota; Metazoa; Nematoda; Chromadorea; Rhabditida; Meloidogynidae
Source: the annotation of a GenBank genome assembly
AUGUUGACUGAAGGCGGAAACAAAUUUUUAAAUAUUACUUGUUCACAUCUCGACUCUAGACUUUACAAUCUUAUCAUAAAGCAUAUAGAAACGUCACAAAAAUUUACGCAAGUGGUGAAAGAAAUUAAAUUUGAACAUAUGUGUGGACUUAGAAAUUCAAGCGAAGGAGCAGAAAAUAUCAAAAUUCAAACUUACAAAAAAUUGAAAUUUACGGAUUUUCAACUUGUCAAUAAUUACAAUCCAAAAAUUAAAUUUUCUGUAUCAAUUGACGAAAAUGAAGACAAAUAUAUUAAUUUGCAAGGUACUCGUCUGCCAUAUUUUGACGCUGUAAUUAAGAGAAUUGAUUGA